AUUGGGAUUCCGUUAAUUCUAAAUACAAAAAUCAAGAUUGAUGAAAUUGUAGCAAAAUAUAGGAAAUGUAGUAUUAAUCUUGAAACUAAUCGAAAUAUAAGGAUAAGACAUGGAUCCUUACCGUAUGACCGACAAUAAUAAUUCAUUUCCAUCCGUCAUCACCUUAAAUGUAGGUGGGAGGAUCUUUGCCACUCGACUCUCAACACUGCUGAAGUAUCCCGAUUCUAUGUUGGCUGUGAUGUUUAGUGGACGACAUGUCAUUGACAAAGACAGUGAUGGCAACUACUUCAUUGAUAGGGAUGGUACUCAUUUUAACCACAUUUUAAAUUUCUUGAGAAAUGAUCAGGACCUACCACCAGUUGCACUUGCUGAAGAAGUACUAAAGGAGGCAAUGUUCUAUGGAAUUGCACCUUUAAUUGAUGCCAUGAAGAAUUCGCCUCCACUGUUUGCCGAGUAUGUCGUGAGGCAAAAUAUCCGAGAUAAAAUCGAGGAUUAUAGUGCUGUUAAACAGAAAUUAAUAGACCUCGCCAGAGAGCAGGUGGUAGAAAGUGGUGCCAUAAUUUCAGUGGUGAGAGUCGCCACCACCAAGAAUCAACCAAUCCCAGGAGAUCUGCAGUUUUCUAAACAAGUGUACAAGCAAUUCUACAGAAAGUUUCGAACAUACAAGUCUUUCGAAUCAUGCUUUGGCAAAUACCAUCUCCAUAUUCCCUGUGAAAAUAUCAAGGGGCUGCCCAAUGUUGUUAUGGACGUGCUUGCCAACUGUUUAACAUGUGAUCUGAAUAAAGAGGGCUACCAUUGCUCUUAUUCUGUUGAGGGAAUACACGAUGAGGAACAUAAACUGAAGACCAUCACAUGGUCCGAUGAUGAAUUUCAUGUCUGCACUAGCUGCCACGUUUUUCGUUUCGAUUGGCUGGAUACAUCACUUCAAUUUUAAAGAAUUUUUACGCAAUGUUUAGUUGAUGUGGUCAAUAAAAGCAUUUUAUGAUGUGCUUUAUUUCCUAUGUAUCAGUUUUAUUAGGAUACAUGGAUUCUGCUUUAUUCUUUUGCACAAUCGGUGAAAAACGGUUAAUUUAUUUGAAAAGAGUGAUAUUUUUCUUAAGUUUUAACCUAAAUGGUAGUAAUUUUUAUAUUGUUAUUGUCAUUUUAACAAGAUCAUGGACUUUAAUGGUUUGAUGUAACUAUCAAGUUCAGUUCAGGAUCAUCAGUAUCAGCUUGUUGCUCUAGCCCUAAGUGAAAUAUCCACUGGUUUCGUAGGAAUAGUUUAGAGUGGACAAAUGUUGUUGAUUUCCAUUUUAAAAUCAGAAUCACUGACAAUGAAAUUGACAGGCAUACAUCAAAUGGCUGUUGAACUACUCAAAGUCCAUGGUCUCAUUAAAAUGGCUCGAUCUAAAAUACUUCCUAAUGUAUGCAUAGAUAAUACAAUCAACCAUUUGUAAUCUUGAAAGAUUUUCAUCUCAUCAUGGUUGUGUUGAUUUGUAUUAUUUUGGCUAUAUUGAUUAUUAAAUUACAAUUACAAUCAUAUGCAAUUUAUUUUUAAGUAAACAAAUUGUGUUUGUAAAUAAGAUUGAUGGUCUGAACAAAUGUAAAUUAUCAUAAUUUUUUAAAUUUUUUUAUUUAUACUACAUCUUUUAUGAAAUUAUAAGUUCACAUUUAGUUUACCUAUUUUUGUGAAGAUAUGCAACAUACAUAUAUACAUGUACAAAUUUUGCUUCACAAACUCUUAUUUUAUUAAUAAUAUAGCAUUUUUCAAGAAAACCCUGGGGAAUAUUUUAACAUCAUGGCAUCUAUAAAAAAAAAUGUCAGCCUUUUUUUUCCUUCUAGUCAAGCUUUUAUAAUGGUUAUGAUAUACAUUACAAGCCCAUGACAUGUAUCCUUUUUUUUUAAUAUGUACCUUACAGUAAAAGAAUUUUUUAACACACCUCAUCUAUGCUUCCCAUUUAAAAUCAUUACGCAUGAAUUUUGGAUAUAUGCCUCAUACUGCACUAUAUGAUAAAAAAUGCCACUUCUGAGGCCAGUUUGGACCUAAAACUAUAUAUUUGAUUGAUCAUAAUUACAUUUUAUCAUACUUUAAAUAUUAUUAUAAUAAUUGUACCUACACAUUUGCCAUACUUAUAAGUCCUUGUAGUUACCUGCUUGAUAUUGUGAAAAUGAGUCUAUUAUAUUCCGUCUUCUUCUUUUCCCCCUAAAUUUAUUACGGUAAUAAGUUUACAUUAUCAUACUCCUACAUAAUUUAUUGAAUAUUUUUAUCAUUAAAAUGAAAAUAAAACACUCAUGUUGGGUACCUGUGUUACAUGCUUUUUUCUGAAAUGAAUACACAAAUCCACAAUAUUUUUCUUGUUGGCUUAUGUGUUUGUGUGAAAUUAGUUUUUUAAAAUUAUCUAUGGCUUUAGUUUAUGUAAAAUCUAUUAAAAUUUCAUAUGUACUAGUAUACCUAGAAUUUGCUUUUAUUUGCUGUACAUCUAAUCUAUUGCAUAAUGUACGAGCACAUGCAGUCACUAGUGCAAAGUUAAUAAAAUAUGAUCUCAUAUUUUGAAUUGUAAAGAUUAAUAAAAUAAAAUUGUGCAAUUA
This is a messenger RNA of Magallana angulata, 2568 nucleotides long. Its product is annotated as BTB/POZ domain-containing protein KCTD7-like. Gene Ontology annotation, molecular function: protein binding. The transcript is spliced from 2 exons. NCBI's taxonomy places the organism in Eukaryota, Metazoa, Mollusca, Bivalvia, Ostreida, Ostreidae. The record is from RefSeq and is a predicted model, not a curated record. The coding region runs from base 110 to 934 and encodes 274 amino acids. Gene Ontology annotation, biological process: protein homooligomerization.